AUGAACGCUGAAGAGAAAGUUCUCCCCAUCGGGCUAGAUUUUGCUGUCAAAAUAGUGGCAAGGCUUACAGUGUUCACCACUAUGCACAAACUGGACAGCAACACCCAGGUUGUUGCAGUUAAGCAUCGCUGGGAUGUACACGGCAAACGAGUUCCAAUGGCGUCUGCGGAAUGCUAUCACCCUCUGGAACUGAGGAACACCGAAGCCGGGGACACAAGUCAUGACUCUGGGGCUCAGUUGACAGCGAAGGGCGGCGCCGCGCACUGGAGCCGCAAGCCUUCAGCACCGAGGACAGCUCCUGUGUUCAGCGGCGAGCGGGAGCAAGAGACCUCGUUCAGUUCCCGGGCUGACCCUUUCAACACCAACCCUUGCACCCCACCGGCCGCCACCGGCAGAGGACACGGCCCCCCGGGCGGGGCAGGAGCUGGUUCCACCCAGGGCACCCGGGAGAGAGCCCAGGAGACAUCGCCCCGCUCCGAGGAGGAGUUGGAAUCGGACGGGGGUGUCCAAUCGGCUGAUUAUGGAUUCACGGUGGCGCUCGUGUUCCUGGUGGCCGGAAUCAUCCUGGUGGUUAUCGCUUAUGCCAUCCCGAGGGAAUCUAAGGUGGAUCCGGACACGGUGACAGCCCGGGAAAUGGAGAGGCUGGAAUUGCAUUAUGCCUUGUUGGGCUCUCAUUUGGACAAAUGCAUCAUCGCCGGCCUGGGGCUGCUGACACUGGGGGGGAUGCUACUCUCCUUGCUGCUCAUGGUCUCUAUCUGCAAAGGUGAGCUGUACGGGAGAAGGAACCUCAUGGUCACUGGCAGAGCUAGAAAAACCUACGGGUCCAUAAACCUGAGAAUGAGGCCAGCAGAUGGCGAGGGGCAUCAGUCCCUGGUGGAGUCUGAGGUUAUGCAACUCUCCGAGAACCUCAGCCAGAGCGGCUCCUGA
Molecule: messenger RNA, 927 nt
Organism: Carcharodon carcharias (great white shark)
Lineage: Eukaryota; Metazoa; Chordata; Chondrichthyes; Lamniformes; Lamnidae
Product: transmembrane protein 74B-like
Exons: 2
Coding region: 1-927 (308 amino acids)
Source: RefSeq, a predicted model, not a curated record